AUGAGACAGCAUUUCCCAGAAUCAGCAUUAUUACAGCAUCUACUGCUACAACUGAUCGAGGAGUCUGCUACACCUUCACCGCUGCCCUUGUCCUUCUCACCAGAUACACUUGUAUAUUCAAAAUCUUCCCAAAUCCUGCAGGAAAAUCGUACCGCUUACGUCUUUUCUCCAUCCUGCCACGUCCUGCAGGAGAGCGGAGCCCGCGUCGUGGACCUGCGAAGCGACACUCUGACGCAACCCUCCCCGGCCAUGAAGGAGGCGAUGAUGGCGGCGCCUCUCGGGGACGACGUCUUCGGCGAGGACCCGACGGUCAUCGCCCUGCAGGAGAAAGUGGCGAAGUUGCUUGAAAAAGAGGCCGCUCUGUUCGUCCCGACGGGCACAAUGGGGAACCUUAUCUGCGUUUUGAAUCAUUGUCGGACCCGUGGUAGCGAAGUAUUGCUCGGCAACCUAAGUCACAUUCACGUCUGGGAACAAGGAGGCAUAUCCCAGGGCCCUCCGCUUGCGAAAGGCCCUGGCGGCGGCAUGCGGCAGGCGGGGGUCCUCGCGGCCGCAGGAAUCUACGCCCUGGACCACGUGAUGCCCGCCCUCGCCCGCGACCACGGCUUCCUGGGCGCCACAUGCCGGUCCCUGGGGCUGCCGGUGCACAUGGACGGAGCCAGGCUGAUGAACGCCGCGGCGGCGCUGGAGGUGCCCCCGGCGAGGCUGGUGCGCGACUGCGCCUCCGUCUCCGUCUGCCUCAGCAAGGGCCUCGGGGCGCCGGUCGGCUCCGUGAUCGCGGGGACCCAGGACUUCAUUCGCGGGGCCCUCCGCUUGCGAAAGGCCCUGGGCGGCGGCAUGCGGCAGGCGGGGGUCCUCGCGGCCGCAGGAAUCUACGCCCUGGACCACGUGAUGCCCGCCCUCGCCCGCGACCACGGCUUCGUCCGGACCAUCGCUCGGGCCGUUAAUGACCUCGGGAGUAAAGUCAUCAAGGUCGACCUUGAAGGCGUCCAGACCAACAUUCUGCUUCUCGAGUGUGACCUCAAGUACGUCAGGCCCGAGCAGGUGUGCAGUCGGUUGCUGGAGGUUAAAAAGGGAGAAAUAAAAGAAACUGGAGAAGAGGUCAUCGUAAGAGCACUACCCAUGACGGAAUCCACAGUCAGACUGGUCGUUCACUGCGACAUCACGCCUGAAGACAUUCCGCUUGUGAUUAAAAAGCUGGUUUACGUCAUCAGAGAAUUCGAGCGUGAGUGAAAUUCCUAAGGUGUGAGGUAUCCUGUGUCACGAAUAAGAAGCGUCGACGUGAACAGAAGUUAAAAUGCGUCGACUGUGAUUUCGAGAGAAAAAAAGCGGGAUUCUUUUGUUAUUCUCAUGAGACAUAACGAGAAAAACGGCCACAGUUAGAAUUGGAAACUAUUUUGUAACGUUUCGAAUUCAUCAAGAGUUUCUCAUCUAAAAAGCCGGAAUGGGUUCAUUCUGGUGUUUAUUACGUCUGAGAAGAAACUUUUGACGUGUUCAAAACUGUUGCUUUCGUUUUCAGGUCAUAGUGUAGCAGACAUUUUCUUUGUGUUGUUAUAAGGUUAAUUCUCUGAGAUAUGUUACUGAGAAAAAAAGUAAAUAUAUUUAUGUA
This is a messenger RNA of Penaeus indicus, 1606 nucleotides long. RefSeq lists its product as uncharacterized. The transcript is spliced from 10 exons. Gene Ontology annotation, cellular component: cytosol. The record is from RefSeq and is a predicted model, not a curated record. Gene Ontology annotation, molecular function: L-allo-threonine aldolase activity. Gene Ontology annotation, biological process: glycine biosynthetic process; L-threonine catabolic process. Lineage: Eukaryota; Metazoa; Arthropoda; Malacostraca; Decapoda; Penaeidae. The coding region runs from base 1 to 1230 and encodes 409 amino acids.